AUGGCGGACGUGGUCGUCGGCAAAGAGAAGGGCGGGGAGCAGCGACUAGUGUCGUUGCCCCUGUCCCGCAUCCGGGUCAUCAUGAAGAGCUCCCCCGAGGUGUCCAGCAUUAACCAGGAGGCGCUGGUGCUCACGGCCAAGGCCACGGAGCUCUUUGUUCAGUAUCUAGCCACCUACUCUUACAGACAUGGCACUGGAAAGGACAAGAAAGCACUGGCUUACAGUGAUGUAGCGAAUACUGCCGAGGAGUCAGACACUUUCCAGUUUCUGGCAGACAUACUACCAAAGAAGAUUUUAGCUAGCAAAUACCUAACAAUGCUUCAGGAGAGGAGGGAGGCGGAGGAAGAGGAUGAUGAUGAGGAGGAGUGUGAUGAGGACACUGGUUCCUAA
Molecule: messenger RNA, 390 nt
Organism: Chrysochloris asiatica (Cape golden mole)
Lineage: Eukaryota; Metazoa; Chordata; Mammalia; Afrosoricida; Chrysochloridae
Gene: CHRAC1
Product: chromatin accessibility complex 1
Exons: 3
Coding region: 1-390 (129 amino acids)
Cellular component (GO): nucleus; CHRAC
Molecular function (GO): protein heterodimerization activity
Source: RefSeq, a predicted model, not a curated record